Symbiodinium natans is the source of this 183-nucleotide messenger RNA. The record is from the annotation of a GenBank genome assembly. Lineage: Eukaryota; Dinophyceae; Suessiales; Symbiodiniaceae.
AUGACACCAGGCUGCGUGACGGCUGGGCCUGGAUUGGUUUUCUGGAGCACAAGUUGGAGAAGACCAAGUACAAAGGAACGAAGACACGAAGGAAGCUACGCUACCCAAACGAUGCCGAGGGCAAGGCGAAGAAAGCUGAGCAGCACAAGUAUUGGGAGGAUGCCAAGGUCGAAUCAAUUGUAG